UAUGAUUAUGGUAGCAAGAUUUCAUCCACACAAUCCAGCAAUCAUUAAAUAGAUUUUAGUUACGAAUUCAAAGGAAUACAAGGUAGAAGGUUGGAUCAAAAGUUUGACUAUCGGUGUUCUAUAUAAAUGAAGUCAUUGAUUUCUCAAGCAGUGUCUAUAAAGCAUGCGAUAGGAGUUAUCCUCACAAGGUGGUUUGGGUUGAAGAAAAAGAUGGGUAGCAUAGCCAAAAACUGGAAGAGCCUUAGCGGCAAGAAUAAUUGGAGUUUGUUGGACCCUCUCGACAUUGAUCUUCGCCGGUACCUAAUUCACUAUGGAGAAAUGGCUCAAGCUACGUAUGAUGCCUUUGAUACAGAGAGGGUGUCUAGAUUUGCAGGAAGUAGCCGAUAUGCUAAGAAGGAUUUCUUCUCUAAGGUGAGUUUAGAGAAGGGCAAUCCUUUCAAAUAUAAUGUGACAAAGUUUUUGUAUGCAACAUCAGAAAUCGACGUCCCCGACGCAUUUAUCAUAAAGUCGUUAUCGAGGGAGGCAUGGAGCAAGGAAUCAAAUUGGAUAGGUUAUGUUGCAGUAGCCACGGAUGAAGGGAAGGCCUUGUUAGGGAGGAGGGAUAUCGUGAUUGCUUGGAGAGGAACAGUACAGACUUUGGAGUGGAUAAACGAUUUAGAAUUUAUUCUGGUUUCAGCUUCCAAAAUACUUGGAGCUGAGGGUGAUCCUAAGGUGCACCAUGGUUGGUAUUCCAUCUACACUUCUGAUGAUCCCCGUUCGUCCUUCAAUAAGACUAGUGCCAGGAACCAGGUUCUUGGUGAGAUUAGGAGACUAUUGGAAGAAUUCAAGAACGAGGAAAUCAGCAUAACAAUAACUGGCCACAGCUUGGGUGCAGCAAUUGCAACUCUAAAUGCUGUUGACAUAGUUGCCAAUGGAUUCAACAAGCCGAGAGAUCAGCUAAAGGUAGCCUGUCCGGUAACAGCAAUAGUAUUUGCCAGCCCCCGCGUGGGAGACUCAAUUUUCAAGAAGGUGUUCUCUAGAUAUAAAGAUCGUCUUCGAGUUUUACGCGUCCGAAAUUCUCCCGAUCUUGUUCCCAGCUAUCCCUUAAUAGGGUACUCGGAUGUGGGAGAAGAGUUGGAAAUCGAUACUCGCAACUCGAACUACCUGAAGAGCCCUGGAAAUCUAUCGACUUGGCAUAACUUGGAGGGUUACCUGCAUGGAGUUGCAGGGACACACGGGAAUAUAUUAGGAAGGUUCAAGUUGGUGGUUCAUCGGGAUAUUGCACUUGUAAACAAGACGAUGGAUGCAUUGAAGGAUGAGUAUCUUGUUCCGACAUCAUGGCGAUGCGUGCAGAACAAGGGCAUGGUUCAACAGGCUGAUGGUUCCUGGAAAAUGAUGGAUCAUGAAGAGGAAAACUUCGAUCCUUAAUUGAACUAUUAAUGCUUUAUACAUAUAUGGGCGUUACAUUGGUUUGGGUUUCUUUCGAUCGUCUCCAAGUUUGGUUGUGCUCUUUGAUCUAGCUACAUUAAUCAUGUGGAGAUCUGAUUGCAUGCGUUAAUUGCUUUCGCCGGCAUUAGCUUAAUUAUUAGAAAAUAUAAGUAAAGAAUAAGCCGCGCGUGUCAGUGUGUAAAAUUUGAAGGUCGUCGUCCUUGCUGUUAAAAAGCGAAAUUAGGGUUAUUUUUGUGUAAUAAUGAAUAAAGAUCGCUGUGUGAACCUUAUAUAUAUGCUAAACAAAUAUAUGCUCCUCU
Molecule: messenger RNA, 1727 nt
Organism: Juglans microcarpa x Juglans regia
Lineage: Eukaryota; Viridiplantae; Streptophyta; Magnoliopsida; Fagales; Juglandaceae
Product: phospholipase A1-IIgamma-like
Biological process (GO): lipid metabolic process
Molecular function (GO): glycerophospholipid phospholipase A1 activity
Source: RefSeq, a predicted model, not a curated record